AUGUCCAACGGGACAUGGAUGCUGUCCCAACGGAGACAGCUUAACGUGUACAGCGUGCAGCCAAAGGGCAUCCUGUGCAAGGGCAUGAGGGGCUCCUCUGUUCCGGAUGCGGUGGAGACCGGUGAACUGUUCCAGAAGGAUGUUGAUGAUGGGUCUUGGGGGUCAGAGGGGAAAGGUCAAGGCGAUAAAGGUGACGGGUCAAGUUCGGAUGGAGACACAGAUGAUGACGGUGACUCUUGCCGUGCAGCACGUGAAGCCAAGCCUCGUCCAGGUACAACAUAUGCAUCACAAAUCAGUACCGUCAAUCUGCCAACGUAUCCAACUGGUGACGACGCCUUGGCCUGGAAUGACUGUCUCCAAGACUUCUUUAAGACUGAUGAAGACACGGCAAGGUCUAUCCAGAAGAGCUGGCCAAGUAACUUACUGGUUAAGCACCUCAUCAGGGACAGGUUUUUCCACUCUUACUUGUGUGAAUACUGGAGAAAACGUAAAAGCUUUCCUGCUACAUUGGCAGCUUUUGUAGAAUUUGUUACUGAGAUGUCUGCUAAGCAAUUCUCUUCCCAACAUGACCAGAGCCAUGAAAAGCUCACUGCGGCUCUUGGCAACCAUGAUUUCAUGGCAGAAAUUUGCUUUGCAAAAAAUGACCGUGAAAUCAACGUUGAGACAAUUCAGAAAUACUUUCAGUUUGGUCAACCCUUGAUGAAAAUUACGGUGAGGUCAGAAACAUUCACAGCGGGUACUCUCGGUAACUUGUCGAAAUCACUGUUAUUCACUCCAAACGUCACGGACAUAGUGAUUUGGUUCAAGGAAGUCAACAGCGAGGACACAAAACAGGCCAUGGUUGUCUUGAGCUGCAUGCACAACCUGAAACAUGUUCAAGUCAAUGAAUACGGCUAUGUAAGCCGCCUAUCAGGAAUGUGUUCAACUUUCACCCUAAAAUGUAAAACUCGGCCAAAUGUCUGGUCAGCUCUUGCUUCAUGUCAGAAACUAAAAAAGAUGAAAGUUAGCUAUAACAAGUUAUCUGACAGGGGAGACUUCUUGCCUUCCCUCCCCAACUUGGAGGAGAUAGAUCUCAGUCACCAUGCCAUUAGUGACGAGGCAGUGCCUGGUCUUGCUGAAAGUCUUGGUUCAUGUCAGAACCUGAAGAAGGUGAACCUUAGUUAUAACAAGUUGUCUGACAGGGGAGACUUCUUACCUCCCCUUCCCAACUUGAAGGAGAUAGAUCUCAGUAACAAUGCCAUUAGUGAUGAGACAGUGCCCGGUCUUGCUGAAGGUCUUGGUUCAUGUCAGAACCUGAAGAAGGUGAACCUUAGUUAUAACAAGUUGCAUAACAGGGGAGACUUCUUACCUCCCCUUCCCAACUUGGAGGAGAUAGGUCUCAGUUGGAAUGCCAUUAGUGAUGUGGCAAUGCCUGGUCUUACUGAAGGUCUUGGUUCAUGUCAGAAUCUGAAGAAGGUGAACCUUAGUCAUAACAAGUUGUCUGGCAGGGGAGACUUCUUACCUCCCCUCCCCAACUUGGAGAAGAUAGAUCUCAGUUGGAAUGCCAUUAGUGAUGUGGCAGUGCCUGGUCUUACUGAAGGUCUUGGGUCAUGCCAGAAUCUGAAGAAGGUGAACCUUAGUGGGAACAAGUUGUCUGACAGGGGAGACUUCUUAACUCCCCUCCCGAACUUGGAGGAGAUAGAUCUCGGUCACAAUAACAUUAGUGAUGUGGCAGUGCCUGGUCUUGCUGAAGGUCUUGGUUCAUGUCAGAAGCUGAAGAAGGUGGUCCUUCACUUUAACAAAUUGGCUGAUGUUGGAGAGCUAAUGAACGCCUUUAUCAACCUUCCCAUUCUGACACAGGUAGAUAUUCAGUACAAUUCCAUCCGUGACGAGUCCCUCCCCGCCAUAGCUGCAUGGCUGAAGGUUAGCACAGCUGUGGAGAAAGUCAGGCUGGAGUAUAACAGGUUCAGUGCUGAAGGGGUCCGAGAUUUUGUGAGAACCAUGAAGGGCAAGGCUUACAGUGACGGGUGUUUCUCUGAUAUCCUCCUGUACGACGGCAGCCUGGCUGAUGUGGGCGAGGCUGUGCAGGCAGGUGGGGAGGGUGCACGGAGGGAGGAACAGCAGUGGGGGAGGUUGAGGAGUUGGUUACGUUUGAUAAAGGUGAAGGUCGGACAACUGACAGUCUUGAUUAGUCAUGAAGGUACCAGGUCAUAA
Messenger RNA from Branchiostoma belcheri (Belcher's lancelet), 2193 nucleotides. RefSeq lists its product as uncharacterized. Gene Ontology annotation, cellular component: CD95 death-inducing signaling complex; cytoplasm. Gene Ontology annotation, molecular function: death receptor binding; caspase binding. Lineage: Eukaryota; Metazoa; Chordata; Leptocardii; Amphioxiformes; Branchiostomatidae. Bases 1 to 2193 code for a protein of 730 amino acids. The transcript is spliced from 6 exons. The record is from RefSeq and is a predicted model, not a curated record. Gene Ontology annotation, biological process: TRAIL-activated apoptotic signaling pathway; positive regulation of extrinsic apoptotic signaling pathway.